This is a messenger RNA of Spirodela intermedia, 9174 nucleotides long. The record is from the annotation of a GenBank genome assembly. NCBI's taxonomy places the organism in Eukaryota, Viridiplantae, Streptophyta, Magnoliopsida, Alismatales, Araceae.
AUGGAGGUCUUCGCCUUGUCGCCGCCGGUCCCCGUCUUCCCGUCACGCCAUUCCUCUCUCUCGGUCGCUGCCACUACUUCCCUUCCUGCGGGGGCCAGGAAGAACCAGAGGGUUAUCCGUGUCCCUGCAUCGUCCGGGACCGACAGGUAUCAUAUUUCUGGUUCGGGUGCAUCUCGUUCUUCCCAAUCUUCGUCUCUUGAUGUUACCAAAACCGACGGGAAGAGGAAUCCUGCCACUCCGGUUAAUUCCUCCAGACAGGAUGCUGUUGCAGAAGUAAUUCAGUCGCCUGAUUGGGUGUCCGCGCUCAGCAGGUCCUUCACUCUCUUCCCUCACGCAUCACCCCAGUUAUUUAUUUACAGUCUCGACGUCAGUCGUAAAUGAUCGAAACAGUUAUUUCUAUUUCUAUCUAAAUUUUGGGUAUCAAGGCGCGGUCGACUUUUUUUCUCAAUGCUCGAAGACUUGUGUUGGGAAGUUGCCUCGACACUGCUGAUACCGGUGGAGAUAGAGACAUCUCCGCAAUCGGCGAAGAUAGUGGAUUAAAUGAAAUCAGAAGAAAAUGAUGAGACUUAUGCUUUCUUAGGCUCAGGCUAGAUAUUGGAAUUAAGAACAAGUGAAGAUAGAGAUACGGAAAAUUUGUUACCGUUUAAACGUUGCAAUGAGGUCAAGUUUUUCGAAUGUUUCUAUGUUAGGAACUAAUGACCAACGUGGAAUGACUAAUCCACCUGAUGUGCUUAUGGAUGGCUGCCUCAAAUGGAUUGUCAGGUGGUCUUAACAGUCAGACAGUCUUCUGUCAUAUAAGCGGUCUAAAGAUUUUGCACUGGCUAAAACUCUAUCCUAUUUCUCUCUGGUCAGACACACACCCACACACCCACCCACAUAUAUAUAUCUAUAUCUAUAUAUAUAUAUAUAUAUAUAUGCGGUUGUGUGAAUGUAUAUAGGACGCACGCCUGAAUCUUAUAUUGACUGACCUCCCUAGAACUUGGAAUCGGGAACGGUAUCUCUGUUCCAUAUGGAUGUAACCUUUGAUAGAUUGAAGUGGAUCAUCUGGAGGUUUCUUUUAGACAGGACUCUCACCACGAAAUAAUUUUAACGCUGUGAUUCCUUUCUUUUGGUGUCCAAAGAAUUUUCUUUUAAAAAAAUAUUUUGGUGUUUUUAAAAUUUUCUAUAGCACGGAGUUCUUACUUGGCACUAUAUUUUUCUUAUCUCUAUAAUGCAUUAAAGUCUUACUAUUUUUUAUCGGGCGUCUCAAAACUGUCUUAAAUCCGUCAUUCUUUUAGAUGCUCCAAUCGUAGAAACUAGUGAACACUGGGAAAAUAAAUUCGAUAGCAAGUAGGGUGUUUAACGGUAGUAUUUAUUGGAAAAUUUAUAAUAACUGGAGAGGGAAAGGAAAUGGAAUGUGCUUGUUCAAUGGAUUCUGGAUAUUCUUUUGGUAUUAAAAUAAGUAAAAUGAUGUGUGCAUGUAAAAGAUCUCAAGAAACAUUGCUCACAAGAGCAAGUCUGCAAUAAGAUGACGUCAAUAAUUUAUGAACCUAAUAUUCCUAUAAUGGUGGAAACCCCCUCGUCCUAAUCACAAAUCAUUCUCGCACACUCUGUCACCCUUGCAUAAAGUUUUAAACCGCUGUAAAGAGAAUAGCGGCAUUGGUUGGAGGAUCUAAGUGCUGGUCACCCUCUUUGCAACAAAAAAUUAGAACCAGCUGGCUGCUUCAUUCGUCUUAUACUGUGUCAUUCUUAUUGCUCUUUCCUCCUGGAUUUAUUGAAAAACCUCUCAGCGAGAAGAUUAUUGAUCUUUUCCAGUGCUCCAGGUUGGAGACAAAGUUGCAAGUGCAGGAUUUGAACAUUAUUUUGCGUUUUUUUGGGAAGUCAAAAAGGUGGCAGGAUGUUUCUCAGGUUAGGGAUGUGGACAAGUUUUUUUCUGCACUUUUAUUAAACAUCCUUUGAACCGUCUCCCUCUCCUAAAUUUAUGGACGGGAUUCUCAUUCCCUUCUUUUUUUUCUGUGGACCAGGAUACUUUUUGGAGAAAUUUAUGUAAAUUUUGCCUUGAACUCUCUCCAAUAAAUAUUCCGAUUUAUAGAGACGGAUACGUGUAUAAUUUGUUUUCCUUUAUGAUUAGAUCGUUAUUGCAGUGUUUUCCAAUGCAUUGACCCCCUCUGUCAUGCCUCUGACACAUGACAAUAAGUUAGUAACUACCCUCAGAGAAAUUGUUUAUGUCAUGCUAAAAAAUCAAAUGUACGUAGAAAGAUGGCUGGGAAGUAAGAGAAUGGGACAUGAACAGAAGGUCUGAGGCAUGAGGAUUUUGGUGAAUUGGCAAUGAAUACUGAGUACCCACUUAGUAAUCCACACAGAAGGAAGCUCUUCUGAAUUCCAAUAUUUCUUGCACAAUGUUCUAAUAGUUCUGUUUUCCAGAUACGCUUACUUUGCAAUUAUGUCACUUUUCUUAAAUAGAUCUUAUCCAUGUGUAUGGAGGGAUAUUAUUAAGUUGUAAUACUUAAUUAUCUGUUUGCUGUUUUUCAGCUUUUUAAUUGGAUGCAGGAGCGCGAGAUGACCAAUAUUGCCUCAUACAGCAGCUUUAUGAAAUACAUGGGAGAAAGUCGCAAUCUUAUUAGAGCCUUACAUGUCUACAGUAGUAUUGAGGAUGAAUCUACAAGAAAUAACGUUUCCAUAUGUAAUUCUCUGCUGGGUUGUAUGCUGAAGGACAGGAAGUUUGAAAGCUGCAUCAAAAUGUUUAAUCAGAUGAAGGAAAAUGGCCUGGUGCCAGAUUUGUUCACUUACAGUAUAGUAACUCUCUUUAUCUCUAUAUGGUUUUAAUUUUAAUGAUUUCUGUUGACUUUAGUUUUAUUUUUUGUACUUCGGUUCUUUGAUCUUUGAUAAAAUGCUUUUUAAAACUACACUUCUCAUGAUAUUAUCAUUGUAAUUUUCUAGCUUCUGGCUGGCUGCGCUAAAGUUGAGCAUGGCUAUUCCCAGGCACUUGAAUUAGUAGAGGAACUUGAAAGCAGAGGAUUACACAUGGACAAUGUAAUCUAUGGAACUCUCUUGGCUAUUUGCGCUUCGCAUAAUUUAUGUGAAGAAGCAGAACGGUUUUUUCAGCAAAUGAAUGCUGAAGGGCUUUCCCCAAAUUUAUUCCAUUACAGCUCCUUGCUAAAUGCAUACUCAGUUGAUGGAGACCACAAGAAGGCUGAUGAAAUUGUAAAAAGUAUGAAAUCUGCUGGAUUGGUCCCCAAUAAGGUUAGCUUAUCAUUCAUCUUCUGUAUAUAGCUCUUUUCACAUUUUUUUGUGAAUUUCCUUCCAAAAUUUGUUUUGCAGGCUGUGUUUUCAUUAGGUGGUCUUCGUUGCACGAUAAUUAAUUUUCCUUUCUUUUUACGGUGUAUAUUUACCAGAAUCCCCAAAAGCAAGUCAGAUUAGUUUUUUUUUCUGUGAGCAUUAUUUUGUGGGAAAAUAAGUCAAAGAGGAUAAGGAGCUCAUACUAAAAAAUAUUUCCAGAGUGAAAGACUUAUAAUGAAUGGUAUCAACACAAAGGAAUUUUCCUUGUUGAGAAUAAUGAGCAAACUGAAGGACUACUACAAGGAAACAGAAAUAUUACUGCCUCCAGAUUUCAGCACACUGCUGAUGCAAUUGAAUGUUUGAGUGUCAAAACGGAUGAGAAAGCCAAAUAGGACAUUUUUGUGGUGAGCAGGUUGUUCGUUGCAUCCAAGAGAGGUUUAAUGAAAAAUUGUCCUGGUACCAGUACUUGACAGAAAUGGUUAUAUCAUUAUGCAAUGAAGUUUGGUGGAAUGGCAGUAAGGACUAGUAAAUUGAAAAAAGAUAUUGAUCAUUAAUUGUUGGCUGAUUUCCUUCAUGCAUUCCUUCUCUCUUUCCUUUGUUUGGGCAUCUAUACUCUUAUCUUGAGAUUAAAGGUCAACCUUUGAAUUUCCCAAAAAUCUUAUCGUUCUUCAGGUGAUCUUGACUACAUUAUUGAAGGUGUACGUUCGAGGUGGCCUGCUUGAGAGAUCGAGAGAAUUGUUAAUUGACUUGGAGAAUCUGGGAUAUGCUGAGGACGAGGUAAAUAAAUGCCACAGACUUUUCUUUACCGUGGAAAGUAAUAACCACUGUUAGCGAAAGAAAACAACAAUAUAUAAAAAAUUUCCAAUCAAUUUUAGCAUUUAGUUCUUACUUUAUAAUGGGCUAGUUUCUUAUAAAGAUAUCUUUGUUCACCGUGAAAAAGCGUAAGUACUAAUCUGUCUUUGAUUUGAGAUUUGUUUGGCCUUUGUGUUUUUAUUAGGUGAUACCAAAAGUAGCCUUCAUAAGUUUGAUAGGCAUUAUUGCUAUUGAGCCUGUCUAAUGGGUGGGGCAAUCUGUACGAAAUAUGUGAUCAGAGACAUGAAAGAACUCCUGUGAAUCUGGCAUAUAAUAAUCCAAAGCGUGUAGAUAAACUGAGAUUCGAGUGAGAAUGGAGCAACAUCUAGAAAAUCCUGGGUUCCAAGAAACAGGAUAUAGUAGAUGGAGUAGCAUCCAGGAAUUUUAAGCGCAGUGGAGAGGGUUACUUUCUCACACCGUUGGCGUCCCCACAUAUAACACUAUAAAUGAUUUAAUUGGGGCCAAAGUCUGCCUAAGUGUGUCAUAUCUAACAGGCAAAACAAAAAAAGAAGCAAUAACGAAACUGACCCUAUCAACAAAAAAUAGAAAAGAAGCAAUAAUGACUUUCCAACAUUUCUCAACAAAGCCUAUUCAAAAGGUGCCUGGAGAAGUCUUGGAGGAGUGUUGAAGAAAGAAAACUGAAGGGAAGCUUUUCUGUUGUCUACAAAAAAGGAAAGUGACUUGGAAAGAAAUAUCACAGGCUAUGUUAUGUAGUGUACAAAACUUUAUCUUCUCAUACUGGUCAUUCGCCUCUCGCCUAGUGUCAACAUCAUUUCAAUCUACUACUUGUAGAAGAAGUUUUGUGUGACAUCAACUGAUUCAAAGAUUUCUGUGCCGAAUAUUGGUAAACAAAUAAAAAAAGCCCACUGUUAAAAGUCCCCUGGUGGUCUUAAACUUAACAUUUGUGAAUGGUAGAGAACUCCAGUGGCCUACAACCUGACAUGCCAGCAGAACUCAUUGUAGCCUCAAAUUUGGGAAAAACUGUAAACCGAAAUAACAACUCACAAGCAGAAAUUGAUGACGGCUGUUAACUCCUAAUAGCUAGUUAACAGAAAGCUACCGCUGGUCUCAUCAUGAAAUAAAUAAUUGAGGAAAAAAAAACUGUGUUUUUAUCAAAUCAAAAUGGGCCAGCUUUUAUGGAACCGCCGGAUAGGCGAAAAGAUAGAGCUUGCUCUCCCUUGACUUGAAAAUGAACAUUAGAUAACUUGUUUUAUCAAUAAGUUUAUCUAAUAGAACUUAUUGGGGGCAACUACGUGCUGGUGUCCACCCAAUGACGAUUUACAAGUAAAAAGAUAACACCAAAGAUGAAUUUACGUGUUUCAAGAUAAAUUGAAUUUGCUCUUGUCGAAGGUUUUGGAACUCACCAGGUCUAGUUUUUACGAGAGAGUAAGCAUGCCGUUUCCAUAUAUGAAGACUACUGCAAAACGCAAGUGAAUACGCUGAAUAGAGAAGUAUAGAAAACAUGAGAGAUGGUUAUCCGUUUAUUACUUGUUUGAAAGUAGCAGACUAUUGUACUGUAUGUACAUGCCGCUAAAAACCGAGGAGUUCUAUUCUUUUGCCAGUUCAAUGGCGACACAGUAGAUAAUUUCACUUAGUGACCUUUGCGAUUCAAAGUUCAUCAUAAUGAGUGUGCAUCUAAGAUGCGCGAGUUCUGCAGGGUUGAAAAGAGCUAGCCUCCUGGCCAUUUCAUACAUUCGAAUGAGAUCUUACCAACUUACCAAUCAUUAACUGUUAAUCUGCAAUCAUGGAUAUUAAAAGUAAUGCUUGUCUAAAAUGUGCGAUCCUGUUUUUGAGUGAUGCAUAAAAAUCACAAAAUAAUAUUCACGUUCAAUCAGGAAUGAUAUAAUUACUUCUACAGAUGCAGAGGAGUCCAUGGAAAUAGUCUAGGGUCGUUGAUUGUACUUCUUUUAGUCACUAUUGAUUUAGAUUUCUUCCUUUCCAAUGACCUCUGGAAUCUUUAGUAUUUUUUUACUUUUUUUCUAGGCUUACUUAUUUCCUUUUUGCUUAGAUACCCUUUUGUUUAGUGAUGGACAACCUUGCAAAGAAAGGAGACGUGCGUGAAGCCAAGGCAAUCUUUGAUAAAAUGAAGGAAAAAAAAAUAAAAUCAGGUGAAAGUGAUUUGAAUUUUUCUAUGUUAUUAAUUUGAUUAACAUACAUUCGUUUUUAUUUUGCGAGUGGAAGAUUGUCAGUUUAUUUCUCUUUUGGUGAAUCAGGCCGUAAAUUACUGCAACUUCUAUAAUUCUGCAAGAUAACUUCGGUUGGUUUAUGAAAGACAAAAUAAGUCCAGUUCUGAUAUUUCCAGGAGUAAUAAAGCUUACAUUCAUAUCACCGUUCUUCAAUAACUUUUUCUAAAAUUUGGAACCUCCUUUAUGCAUCAGUAACAAUUUUAUAAAUUUAUUCUCUGGAAAAUCGGCUUAGCUCAUACCUUUCAUUCAUCCUAUACCCAAUAUUUAUGUUUCUUCUUGUUUCUUUGGAUUUUAUUUUGAUUUCUGCAAAAAAUAGGUUGGAGCAGUUUCUUCUUUGUUAUGCAUUUUAUUGCAUCAACUGGUAUAGUUUGGAAGUGGUGCCUGGAUCAUGUGUGUUUUUAUGGUUUUUCUCCGAUUCCCUCUUUAUUGUACGCUGCUAGUGAUUUACGCAUAUCCAUUGGUUCAUUUUGAAGUGUACCUUUGGAAGUCACUUGCUAAACGAGUUUUUUUUUCGGUGCCUUUGUUUGACAGGUGCAUUAGCUGCACCCUUUUUGUACGUUGUUUGAUGAAAUUACGAAGAAUUUCCCAGGUUAAUGAAAUUUUAAUUGGAAGUGCGCUUUUUCUCAUCAUGAAAAUCAUCUGAUGCUCUUCAAGACCUUCGUUGCUCAUGGAUGAUAUUUAUCUGCCUCAUUAUAAUUCUUUGUAAAUUUGUUGAUGUUGGCAUCCUUGGGUGGUGUUUGAAGACGAAAUGGUGAAACUUCGGUUUCAUUAGGUUCUUGCUUUAGCUUAGAGUUUUAAGCAGCGUAUCAGAUUUGUUUGAACCUUUGUCUGCAUGUGGCUGCAGAUGGUUAUUCCUAUAGUAUCAUGAUAUCUGCAUUCUGUCGAAAUGGGCAGUUGAAGGAAGCAAAAGAACUGGCAAGGGAAUACGAGACUAUCUAUGACAAGUAUGACUUAGUAAUGCUCAACACAUUGCUGAGGGCAUACUGCAAUGCUGGUGAAAUGGAAAAUGUGAUGCAAAUGCUAAGAAAGAUGGAUGCAUUAAAAAUUUCUCCAGAUUGGAAUACAUUUCAGAUUCUGGUCAAGUAUUUCCUCAAAGAAAAACUUUAUCAUCUUGCAUACCAGACGGUAGAGGACAUGCACAGUAAAGGGCACCAAGUGGGUGAGGUACUACGUGAGAUUUGGGAUCUGUUUCUUGUGUUUAUUUUUCAUAUUUCAUUUGGCUGCUCUGCGUUAGUUUCUACUUUUGCAUCAAUGUUGUCCAUGUAUGCGUUCCUCUUUAUUCUCAUAUUUUUAGUUUAUGCAUCAACAUCAUAGUCGAUAUUUGCUGCUCGGGCACAAACUUCACUGUCUUCUCUUUUCAUCUGAACCUGUCGUUUCUUUUGAUCAAACUUACAAAAUCCUUUUCUCCUUAUUUUUCAGGAACUUUGUUCUUCUUUGAUCUUAGAACUGGGAAAAUCUGGUGCCCCAUCUGAAGCAUUUUCAGUUUACAAUAUGUUGAGAUACAGCAAGACAACGCCACGCAAAUCCAUUCACGAGAAGAUGCUGAACAUCUUGAUCGGAGCGAAGCUUUUCAAGAAUGCCUACGUAGUGAUGAAGGUAUGGCCUGGUCGCAUGGAAUUAGUUUAACAUAGCAUUUCAUUUCUUUACAUGUUCUUCCUCUGUGAAGCGUAUUAUCAAAAUCAUCUAUGCUAUAGGAUAAUGCUGAAGACAUCUCGGCUCCCUCCUUGGACAAAUUCGCGUUUUCAUUCAUGCAAGCAGGCAACAUAAACAUGAUAAAUGAUGUUGUGAAAGCACUCCACCGUUGUGGGCGCAAAAUUGACGAGGUUUGCUUUUCGACCUUAUAUUUUUUUCUCUCCAGAGGCUUUUCUCACUGUAUCCACCACUUCUCUCAAUGUCUUCGAGACGCCAAGCCUACCAUGUUACCUUUAUCAAUGUUUUCCAAAUGACCAAUAACUCAUAUUAUUUUAAUAUGUAUCAUAUAUCAGCUAAUUAAAAGAAGGGCCAAUGCGCUGCCUGAUGUACUGUGGCCCACUUCACUAAUCACUCUGAGUUCAGCAGAUCAAACGCAGAACAGACUGGCGAAUUAAAUCUCAUCGUUCAUAAUAUUGAUGAUUUACUGUUCAACUGUUCCUCUAGGCAGUUGGAAGAACAAUAGUACCGGAGAUUUUCUUAUUUUCUUGUUUUCUUAUUACUGUUCAACCGGGCUGUUCCCGACUUUACCAUCUCAAUCGUGGCUACAUUCGUAUCACUUGUAGUAGUUGAAUUGACUUGGGUUGAGUUGAAGAUGAGAAUUUUUUCUUCAUUUUCUGGAUGCAAAUGGUCAGAACCCUCGUUCAUCCUCUAUUAAGUCAACCUUGUACGGCCAGCAGACAGACCAGUAUUUCCAGAUAAGAAAGUCAAAUACUUUCCCACGAUUUGUGGCUCGGAGUCAGAUGACACGUGUCUGAAGCAUCGUCAUAUUCACACCGCAUAUUCAAUAUGAAAUUACUCAUGCAUGCAAUUUUAUUUUAUUUUUUGUAUUUUUUUCCUUGCCUGUGCCACACCAAAUUGAAACUCGUUUAUGGAUAUCAGGACAUCUUCGUCCCCAUCUUCCAUCCCUCCAUUCAAAAAUCAUGUGAAACGCAUUUACGUCUCAGUCUUUGGAAGGAAAGCUGACUGGUUUUGGUGGGUGAUAUCCCAGGAAGUGCUUCACAUAGCUAUAUCGCGCUAUAUCGCGAGGCCCGAGAAGGAGGAGCUCCUUUUGCACUUGCUGAAAUGGAUGCCAGGACAAGGCUACACCUUGAACUCCUCAUCGAGAGACUUGCUCCUGAAGAACUCGCAUCUCUUUGGUCAACGUCAGCUCAUUGCGGAGAUCCUCGCCCAGCGAAAUCAGGGAUGA